Molecule: messenger RNA, 4137 nt
Organism: Cotesia congregata
Lineage: Eukaryota; Metazoa; Arthropoda; Insecta; Hymenoptera; Braconidae
Source: the annotation of a GenBank genome assembly
AUGGACGACUUUUACGACACGGACCUGGAGGCGCGACUGUACGCGGAGGUUCAUUAUACAAAUGACUCUUACUCGGAGGGGAAUAUUGACCCAAGAGCGCUGGCACCAGAAGGCGAUGUCCCUCCUGGCAGUAUCAGGUCUUAUGCUAAGAAGACGGGGAUGAUCCCGAAGAAGCACCGCGCGCUGAUUGACGGCCCCAGGACAGUUGGAAAUCAUCGGAUGCAAGAGCCAGCUCCCAGGCAGGAAUUUAGCUCUCCAAGAUUUGCAUCCCCAAACCCUUCAAGAUUAAAUAUACCAAUUUCAUCAAGAUUAGGUCCUCCGAUUUCUACCGGAUUUACUCCCCUGGAUUCCAACCGACCCAAUCUUUUCGGCAAUUACCCUCCAGAUUAUCCAAGAUCUGGGCACCUGCUAGAUCCCACAGCCAUCAACUUUGACAAUUCUAGACUGCCACCCUACAUGUACAAUCAAGCUCCAAACUUCCAAUUGAAUCCUUACGCAUCAGACAACUUCAAUCUAAAUCUCCUGGACCCUUACUCGUCUCCCAGACAAGAUUUGCCGCAUUUCAACCAGCCAGAUUUCAUCAGAUUGACCCACUCGUCGCCAAACAGGAGCAAGGCCCAGUCCAGGAAAGAUUCUCACAUGGCAAAUCUGAAGGAUUUUGCCAAGAAAGUUCGCAAUCGCCGCAAAAGGGAGAAAACAAGAAAGAACCGCAAGCUUUUUAAGGGAAAUAAAAACUCUAUUGCUGAAAUCAAUUCGUCUACGCCUCGGAAAAACCCAGACCGCGCUGCUAGGUGUCCAGAUCUUAACAAAUCUGGUGAUGGGACUAAAGACGUCGUUAAUUUGGAUGAUUCUAUUGAGGUCGUUGAGAUUCAAGAGUCGGCUAAUGAUAAUCUGACGCAAUCUAAUCUUGAGAGUCAGGUAGGCAAUGAUGAGAUGAGUCAAGGCGAGUCUGUUGAUGAUUUGGACGAUUCUGAGGAGAGUUUAGAUAAAUCUGAGGGAAAGUUGGAUGAUAAUCUUGAUAAAUCUGGUGAUGGCUUGGAAAAAUCUGAUAAUAGUGACAAAUCUAAAAAUUUGGACACUCCAAAUUCCAAAGGGGAAAAUUUGAAGACUCCAAAUAGAAAUUUGGAUAAAUUUAAUAAAAAUUUAGAUCAAUCAAGUAAAAAUCUUGAUAAAUCAAAUGACAAUUUAAAGACACCAAGCAAAAAUUUGGAUAAAUCUAAUCAGAAUCUUGAUAAAACAAAUAAUUUGAAUAAAUCUGAUGAAAAUUUAACGCCGAGCAAAAAUUUGGAUAAAUCUAAUAAAAAUCAAGAUAAAUCUGAUGAAAUAUUAACACCAAGUAAAAAUAUGGACAAAUCUAAUAAAAACUCAGAUAAAUCUAAUCGAACUCCAGAAAAAUCUGGUCAUAAUUAUGUCAAAUCUAAAACUUUAGAACCACCAAACAAAAGUCCAGAAAAAUCUGAUGGAAAUUCGAAGACACCAAGUAAAAAUGUGGAUAAAUCUAACCCAAAUCUUGACAAACCUGACGAAAAUCUUGAUAAAUCUAACAGUCCCCAAAAAUCCGGAACUCCGGAGAAUAAAGACACAAAUAUGAUUUCCAAAUCAAGUCCGGAGCCAUCAUCGAAAGACAAAAACUCAAAGUACAAUAUAAAAUCUCCCUCUAAAUUUUCUAAAUCAAUGGCGACGUUGGAUUCUUCAUCAGACUCAGAUUCUGACGAGUCUAUUUUCGAAGUGCCUGCUAAAGAUGAUCCCAAGGUGUUGGAGACAAUUACUGACACUACUGAGGCGACUGCUUCGACGACUACGACAAUAAUUUCCGAGGACUCGGGGGGCAAAAGCAGACAAUCUGCUUCAAAGAGUCUGGACUCGGAUAAAAAACGACCGAGGGAUGAGAGCAGAAAUAGGGACAACUCUCUCAAGCCGAUAAAAGUUCCUAGGAGUGACAAGAGCAAGGACAACACCAGCUUUGAAGAAUAUGUCUCGAAGCCGAUGCCCGUGACGUUGAAAGCAUUUUAUACUGACUACAGAAGCAGUGGGUGUAUGAAUGAUGUCAUAGAUGUCCAGCAUAAAAUGUCGAGGAAUCCGAAUCUCUGGGCGAUUCUGGACGCUGAUCUUGUGUGUCGUGGAGGGGACAAAAGGCUCAGGUGCUCGUUUUGUCAUCAGCCGGGACACAAGAGGGAAAAUUGUCCGGAUAAGAAGAAACCUACUUUGUGUCAUAUCAUGGGCCACUUGAAAACAAACUGCCCGGACCUCUGGCGCCGCUACCACCAAACAACUACCUCAGAAGGGGUGAACAUCCCCCCGGACUUACGUGAGGUCCUCAAACCAUCUCACAAAUUAUACUGCUGCAACUGUACUCGUCGCGGCCAUGAAAGUUCCACUUGCAGUAGAUACCGUUGGUCUUCACACUUUCCCUCGCCCAUAUCCGUCACAAGCUACACCGAGGGACCGAGCUAUCCAAUCAUAGAACCAGUUGAAAUUCCUCCAGAAAUUCCGAUUCCUCCAGAAGUUCCGAUUCCUCUAGAAGCUCCAACUCCUCCAGAAGUUCCAAUUCCUCCACAAGUCCCAGAUCCACCAGCUCGAGAAGAAAUCCUGUUCCACUACCAAAACUACCGAGUAAUCCCCGAAGACUGGUGCUCAGACACAAUAUAUCCUCUGGAAAUUCCAAAUAUUUCCUAUGACCUGGAAAGUUCCAAGAACCACGUCCCAAGAUUCCUCACCAAACACUUUCCCGAAGGAUGUCAUUGCUACAUCUAUGUCCACAUAAAGCUGAGGGUUCCUGACAAGCUGGUAGUGGAACUUAAGACACCUUCAGCGCCAUCUACCCUGGAACUCAAGAAGUUAAUGGUCCAGUGGAUGUCCAGAAGAAAAGAAGAUCGGAAUAAAAUGACGUUGACCCAACGGCUUCCUGUUAACAAAGCUCUUCUUUUGAAGGCCCUGUUGGACAAGUUCUACGAUUUUAUUACCAAUUCGUCUUUUCGAGGUCUUCUCGCUUACGAUUUUGAAGUUGAAAAAAGGACCAGCUUUCUCAGUUCCAAGAUGGAAAGCUGCAGAGUAAAUAGUAUUCAGGCGUCAAAAUUCAAGAAUCGGUUAAAAGCAGUGGAACCAAGGUAUCUCAAAAAAUUAAUUUGUUCUCUGUAUAAUUUCAAACUAGCGCCAUCUGCUGAAGCGAUUAUCAACGACUUUCAAAAACUUCUUAGUUUAUUGUCAUCAGACAACGCCUGGGAGGGUGACCACGGCCGAGAUAGUCUUGUUCCACAGGCAAUGUAUAUGAGUUUUUGCUGGUUCAAUUUUGAGUUGUUUACUCUUCACCUAUCUGACUACCUUGUUCAUGCUAAGAACUUGCUCUUGGAACGGAUCGAACAGUUAAAAAUGAGGAAUAUCAAGCAACAUAUGUGGGCUCCAGAAAUGGGCUUAGAGUUGAUGUUCAAGAGGUCACAACGGGUCAAUUUCUUGUCCGAGGGAUUUAAGCCGGGUGUUUUGAAGCCUAAUAAGAUCAAGGAGCGCCAUCGUCAGUUAGCUAGAGGUAUGCAAACUCGUGCUAAUGCUAGGACCAAGAACAAAAGGAACAAGAAUAAUAGCAAUAAUGAUUCCAAGAACAGUGAAAGUGGCAAUGAUGAUAGUUCCUGGAACAAUGAUAGUUCUCAGAACAUUGGUGGUUCUGGGAACAAUGACAGUUUCAAGAACACUGGUGGUUCUGGGAACAAUAAAAGUUUCAAGAACACUAGUGGUUCUUGGAACAAUGAAAGUUCCAAGAACGCUAGUAGUUCUGGGAACAGUGGAAGUUCCAGGAACACUGGUGGUUCUGGGAACGGUGGAAGUUCCAAGAACAUUGCUGGUUUUGGGAACAGUGGUUUUAAGAACAGUGAUGGUUCUAGGAAACCCAAAGAAAAACCUACUUCGCUUAUUGUUGAUGGUAAAAUAAAUUUGGAGAUUCUGCAGAGAGAAAAACUUGCCUGCCGAGCUCAGGCUGCUGUUGAUUUGGCGAAAAAACAUGGAUUGAGGGAUUAUGCUGACCGGGCUGAGCUGAUGGUAAGGAAGAUUAAAAGCGGUGGAAUGGUAAAAAAGAACGCCAUUGAACAGCUGUGGUCACUCUUGGUGAAAGAGCUCAGGGGGAACAAUAUUAGUGUUCAAAAUUAG